AUGGCAGACGGGCGGCAGACGCUGCGGGUGCACCUGUGCGCGCCUCUGCCGUGCGCGCUGCGGUGCGGCUGCUGGCACACGAUCGCGGUGCGGCUGACCAACGAGAUGGGCCUCUUCGACGCCGAGGCCUUCGCCGCCGCAGCGAGCGGCCGCGUGCGGCUCGACGCCGUUGCCCUCUCCUCCGAGGCUGGUCCGCUGCGGCUGACGCUGCGCCAGGCGGCGGAUCCGGCGCCGCCGCCCGAUGCGGCGCCGGCGUCGCUGCCCACCCAUCCUGGCGACGGCGCCUCCGGCGGCGUGCUGCUCCAGCUGCACCGAGGCCGCGCGACGGCAGAGGUGCGACUGGAGUUGCGGGAGGAGAGGGAGAGCAGCUCCGGCUGCUGCAGCUGCGCGCGGCGGGGGCAGCACACGGCAGGCCGGCCGCAGCCCGAGCACGCGGCAGAGCAGUGUGCCGCGGCGCUCGCCGUGCUUCGGGCGACCGUGGAGGCUACAGGAGGUCUCGCCAUCGGCGACGGCGACCUCGUGCUCGAGGUUGGCUCCGGCGUCGGCGUCGGAGGCAUAGCGGCUGCGUCGGCGCUGCCCGCCCUCCGCGUCAACGCGACGGCCAACGCGCACCGUUGCGCCCACCCGCCCGCCGUCGCGCCGCUUGAGUGGGGCUGCGAUGACGCCUCCCUCCUCGCGCGGCUCGAGCAGGCGAGCGACGUCGUAUACGAGCCUGCCGCCUACCGCCCACUGCUGCUCACGCUGAUGCGGCUCGCCGCGCUGGGCGUCGCGUCCCGCACCGUCAUGGCACACCGCUCCCGCCACCCGGACGAGCACUUGUUCUGGACGGCUGCCGCGCGCCGUUUCCGGCUGAGGCUGCUGCGCGGGGCGCCGUUUGUGCCGCUCGGUUCGCCGGCCGGCACGGCGGCGCUGCUGCCCCCCGGAUGCGGCUCCGGCACGGCGGCCGCCGAGCACGGCCGCGGCGCAGAGGUGCGGCUGAUCGAGCUCGAGGCGAUCCCGGGGGCUCCGCCGCUGGGGGAGGAGCUGUGGGGCCUGACUGAGACGUGA
Molecule: messenger RNA, 1047 nt
Organism: Emiliania huxleyi CCMP1516
Lineage: Eukaryota; Haptophyta; Isochrysidales; Noelaerhabdaceae
Exons: 4
Coding region: 1-1047 (348 amino acids)
Source: RefSeq, a predicted model, not a curated record